AAACUAAGAAAAGCACUUGCUGAACCUGUGGAGUCUCUAUUUGAUGUUGCAGACCAAACAACCUGGCAAUCAUUAAGAAACAUUUACAAACGUGAGACAGAGGCCAUCCUACCAGAGUUUCUGAAUAACCUUUGUCAGUUUGAAAUGGAAUACGCUCCAGCAGAAGAAAUGGUAUCCAAAUUAAAGGAUUAUGCCCAGAGUGUUGUGGAAAGUAAAGCUAAAGAGGAAUCUAGCAAAGUAUUGAUCCAUAUGAAGGAGAGGUUCACAACAGUGUUUAGCCAUGACAAGGAUUCAAAUCCAAGGGUCUGGACAGGAAAGGAAGAUGUUCGUGCAAUAGCAAAGGAAGCUCGAUCUGCGGCUCUCAAACUUCUGUCUGUAAUGGCGGCCAUUCGUUGGGAUGACGAGCCAGAUAGGAUUGAAAGCAUCCUCACUUCAACACUUCUGGAAGGCUCUGUUAUAUCAAAGAUUGCAAGUGCUGCUUCUGCUGAUCCACUUGCUUCUACCACUUGGGAAGAGCAAACAAUGGAAGCGUAGGUGUGCAUGUAACACCACUUUAUGGACUCGAAACAGAUUCCUCCGAAGCAUACAAUGAUUACCCUGUCUCAGUGCAAGUCACUGUGGAAACAAUUUAAAGCAGAAACUGAGUUCACGAUUACAAGUAGUAUCCACACAGGUGGUGAAAGCUGUACCUACAUCUCUUUUUCAAAAAUUUUUACUUCACCUUUUGUUUUUUCACCCCAGCAAGCUCAUAGGCGUGGUAAUAGUAAACUGCCUCCUCCUUGGGCAAUCAUGGCCAUUGCUAUUCUUGGUUUCAAUGAGAUCAUGGUGCUUAUUAGGAAUCCCAUUUAUCUGUUCUUGCUAUUUGUGGGCUACUUGAUGGUCAAAGCUUUGGCGAUGCAGCUAGAUGUCAGCAGAGAAUUCCAGAAUGGAGUGGUUCCUGGGAUAAUCUCUGUGUCGGUGAAGCUCCUACCAACGAUACAGAACCUGCUUUCUAAGUUAAGUUAUUUUGUUUAAACCUCACGAGACAUUUAACCAUUUGCAUAAUUAAACCUCACAAAUGCAUUGUUUAUUGAAAAAUGCAUGUUACCAUUUGAAUGCACUAGAUGCUAGUUGGGUGCAUGAUAGAUUCAUUGGUUCUACCCUCU
Molecule: messenger RNA, 1145 nt
Organism: Zea mays
Lineage: Eukaryota; Viridiplantae; Streptophyta; Magnoliopsida; Poales; Poaceae
Product: protein ROOT HAIR DEFECTIVE 3 homolog 1-like
Biological process (GO): endoplasmic reticulum membrane fusion
Cellular component (GO): endoplasmic reticulum
Molecular function (GO): GTPase activity
Source: RefSeq, a predicted model, not a curated record